Phaedon cochleariae (mustard beetle) is the source of this 884-nucleotide messenger RNA. The record is from the annotation of a GenBank genome assembly. NCBI's taxonomy places the organism in Eukaryota, Metazoa, Arthropoda, Insecta, Coleoptera, Chrysomelidae.
AUGAACUAUAGCGACUCCAUCUGCAUCAAAGUGGUUAUUGUGCCGUUGUUGUUCAACUUGAGGCUAAGAAGUUUCGCUUUGAUCGCAGACGACAUCAUGGACAACUCAGAGAUACGGAGAAACGCCCCCUGUUGGUACAGGACCGAAGGUGUCGGCAACAACGCAAUGCUCGACCUUGUCGUCUUGGAAAACAGCGUGUAUUCCGUUUUGAAGAAGUACUUUUCUGAUCACCACUCGUACGUGCAGAUUGUCGAGUUGUUUCAUGAUGCCUCGACAAAAUCGGCCAUGGGAAAAUCUCUGGAGGGGAUGCUGAGGAAGAGUGGUUCCCCGGACUUGAAUCAGUUCACCAUGAAAAAUUACGAUUUGAUUGUCAAGUACAGAAGUGGGUUCUUCAGUUUUCAAUUGCCUGUGGGAAAAGAUUUCCUGAACUGUUUUGGUACUUCUGGAGUGGACGAUAAAGUUGGAUCUGAUAUAAACGAAGGAAAAUGUUCUUGGUUAGCCGUGGUUGCUCUCCAAAGAGCCAAUGAUGAACAACGCCAAAUAAUGGAGCAAUAUUACGGAAAACCAGGAGAGAAAGCUGUCGAGAAAAUUAGAGACUUUUAUACUGAACUUGGACUUCCAGCUACAUUUGCUGGAUAUGAAGAAGAAAAUUACAAAAUAAUCACUACACAUAUUCAACAAAUUUCUAAAGGAUUGCCGCAUGAGCUUUUCUUUGGCCUGUUGAAUAAGAUGUAUCAAUAUAAUCGAUAAGGCAUGAUAAGGUAUCAUCAUAAAUGAUUGUUAUUGUUACUCAGGUUUGAAUAAUUUUACCGUAUACACUGAAAUUUUGGUUUUGUUAAAUGAUUCCUAUUUUUAUAGACAUUAAAUUUGUUUUUCUACAUGAA